Messenger RNA from Striga asiatica, 1537 nucleotides. Lineage: Eukaryota; Viridiplantae; Streptophyta; Magnoliopsida; Lamiales; Orobanchaceae. The record is from the annotation of a GenBank genome assembly.
CUAAAACACAGUUUGGCAUUGUCAAUUGUUGUUUCAUUAAAACUGCAAUAGCAGAAAAAAGUUUCAGUCAUCAUCUCUUAGACAUAUAUACUUGAAUAUUUAAUUUAUCAUCUUCUUGGUAUGGUUUUUAUGCAUGCUAGUGAAUAUGAAUAACUGAAGUCCGUUCGGAACAAAUUUUUUCGGUUCAAAAUGGGAAAUCAGAACACAUCAGGAAUAGUAGCCGAACAGAAAGUCUCGGAAAAAGAUGAUGAAGUCUGUUCACCGCAUGAUCAGCAAGAACAAAGCUGGAUAGCAAAUCAAGAAGAGGAUGAAAGAAGUGAUUUUCAAGAAAAGACAGAUUCAGAUUCUGACGAAGCUAACGAAAGUCUCGAAAAUCCGGCAUUUGGUAGUGAAAAGGCUUCUUUACCCAAAGUCCCGAACGAUGAGGCAAUUUUCGAGGAAAAAAUACUCAACAAUGAAAUACAAGAUCAAUCAUUCACUUUAGACGGGGACAUGCAAGAAAAAGACUCGAAUCCGAAGCCAAAAUGCACAUCAAAUGUCGACUAUUUGGACCCAUUACCUCAAGAAUCCACCGAUAUUAAUAAUACAUCCGAACCUCAAGAAGAUCAAACGACUAUGUCAAUAGUUGUAGUCGAAAAACACGAGCAUGAAAAUGACAAUGUCACAGCCGAUAUUGUCUCUGCUAAUGAAGAAUUAUCAGAAGUCGAGAGUAAAAAUGGAGAGAGGCGUGAAGUCGAAACCGAAACCGAUUCCUUUCCAUGUUUGGAGAACAAGUCUACAGAUAAAGAAAGUAUACUCAUUAACAAUACUAACAAUGUUGAUAAGAUUUGUACAGAAAACGAGCCAGUAAUAGAAGAUAAUGUGCCUAAGGUGCAAGAAAGUGCAAAAACAUUCGAUAAGUCGAGAAAGUGCCCGAGUUUUGAUUUCGGGCUCCCAUUUGAUGCCAGGUCAGACGAGUCUUCGGAUCAAACCCCAUUGCUUUUUCAAGACAUGAGUCGGAUUAGAAGCUUACCAAGCUCUUGCUCGACUCUGAAGUUCCAACACAGAAGUGUGAAAACAGAAUAUUUCGGCAACUCGUUGCAUUUUGAAAGUGCGGAGGUUGAAGAGAAGACGAUCAGAAUGGAAAGAAGCCAUUCGGACGGCUUAAAAAGGGAGUUAAUAACGCUAAACUCGAUGAGUAAACCGGAAAAUGCAGACGUUUUUGUUACGAAACCGAAAGGCGAGAGUUCGGUUCAUGAUGACGUGAUUUCAUCCAAAGGGCGCGAAAAACGGAAAGGGAGGCCUUCUAUUUUUACUUCUUGCAUCUGUUGCACAUACACAAACAUAUAAAGGUUAAUACUUUUUUCUUGAGCUUGUUUGCAAUUUUUUUUUUUUUUCUUUGUUCUGUUUUUAUGAAUUCCUUUUGUUUGUUUUGGUGAGGAGAAAAAAUGUUCACAAAUAGUGAAUUGACUGUUGGACAGUUUGGACUCAGUCAUCUGUUUGGGCUGAUUUGGUGUUAUUUUUUCCCUUUAUAUUGAGUUCUGGUUUGAAAAUUUCU